AUGGCUAAUGAGGAGGAGAAUGAUAGGCUACGGAGGGAGGGAGUAAUCCUAUUUGACUCAAUCGAUGUUGAAAGGGGAUUGGAGGAAUGUAGGAGAAGCCUAGUGGAAAGAUUGCUUGCGGAUCGUUUGUUCACUAUUGGUAUAAUAGAUCCUGCCAUGACAGCUAUAUGGAGACAGCCGGAGGGAAUGAGAGUGAUAGAUCAUGGUGAAAAUGUUUUCCAGUUCUUUUUUGAGAAGGAAGUUCCUUGGUUGUUCAAGAAUUAUAUAUUCAAUAUCAAACGGUGGGUUCCGGAUAUGGAUGUAGCAACAGAAGAUUUUUCAACUGUCCCAAUUUGGAUUCAACUAUGGGGACUACCAGAAUAUUGCAAAACGAAAGAAUUGGGAAAGAAGAUUGGUGACUCGAUGGGAGAGGUGCUAGAGGUGGGGCUAUUUCUGAUGAGAGGAAGGGAGACUAGAAUUGUUAAAGUCAGAGUUGAUCUAGACGUUACAAAGAAGCUACAACAGGUGAUAAAAAUCGCAGGGCCAAAUAAGAAGAUUAUAGAGAUUCGAUUAAAAUAUGAAAGAAUUGGAAGUUUCUGUUUUCUUUGCGUCCAUCUAGGUCAUGAACUCAGGAACUGUUCCAGUAGCCUAAGUAUGGAGAACCAUGAGGGGGAUAAGGAGGAGCAGUGGGGGGAAUGGCUAAGGGCGGACCAGGUGGGAAGAAAGAUAAAGGAAAUGAAGGAGAAUCCCAAUUUUAAUCAACAAAAGGCGGGCUGGCAGAGUAACGAUCAGCGCAAAAAACCAACCCCAGUUAGUCUGCUGAGAAGUCUUGCUGGUCUCUCAAUAGAAGAAAAGGAGAACUCUAGUCAAUUGAAUCAAGGAGAAACAUUGGGUGUGAUAUUAAUGCAGAGCGAGAAAGAAGCUACUUCAGAUUCAACUAAGGCUAUUGAGAAUGCUAUAAUAACGAAAGACACGACAACAAUUCCAGUUGCAGAAAUGAGAGUUACCCAAGAUGAUGAGGCGUUUAAUAUCAACAAAAUUGGCAACAAAAAACAAAAGUUGAAACACUUAGCUAGGAAAGUGGAGCCGGGGAAGUGUUCUGUCGUUGGAAUUAAAAGGAGAAGUAGCGAGAUUGAAACGGAGGCAGAGCAUGAGGAUAUCAAGGUAGCUGAAACGGGAGAGGGUGCUAGCCCACAAUUGGCACCCAAGGAUCAAUGA
Molecule: messenger RNA, 1197 nt
Organism: Arachis duranensis
Lineage: Eukaryota; Viridiplantae; Streptophyta; Magnoliopsida; Fabales; Fabaceae
Exons: 1
Coding region: 1-1197 (398 amino acids)
Source: RefSeq, a predicted model, not a curated record